CGAAAGGAUUGGCUAUCUGAGGAGCCGCCCCCUGCCGGUAUGGCUGCUUUGCGGGAGGAGCACGGAGCGAGCGGACCCAAGAUGUUCUCCUUGAAGAAAUGGAACGCGGUGGCGAUGUGGAGCUGGGAUGUGGAGUGCGAUACGUGCGCUAUCUGCAGGGUGCAGGUCAUGGAUGCCUGCCUGCGCUGCCAAGCUGAGAACAAACAGGAGGACUGUGUGGUGGUGUGGGGAGAAUGUAACCACUCCUUUCAUAAUUGCUGCAUGUCCCUAUGGGUAAAGCAGAAUAACCGCUGCCCAUUAUGCCAACAAGACUGGGUGGUGCAGAGAAUAGGCAAAUAGCCAGCGUGGGACAGUCCAUACACCAUCCGUACCAUCAGGAGAGGCAUGUCUGAUUUUGUGCCUGCCCGUGAUUCAGGCAGUUAGUGUGCAGUGGUUCCUACUGGUGUGCAUUGAUUUUCUGCAGAUCCCAGGGCUGGUCAUGUCCACCAGCGACUGCUAAUGUUCUGCUGCCUCUGACACUCUCAGUCCAGGAGAAAAGGGAAUAAAGACGCUAGUAUUUUUCCUUUGUACCUUGGACCCGAGAAAUAAUAUUGUGUGCUUUGUGUUUGUUUAAAUGUGCAAUAAACCAAAUUCUCAUUCUAGUGAGAGUGCCAUAAUAUUCUUGACCAGCUGGAAUUAGCAAAACUGAAAAAUAUCUAAUAAUGUGGGGUACAAAACAUAUUCUGUGGCCCAGAACAACUUCAAAUAUCUGCCUUUUAAGGCAAAAGCUCACUUAAAAUUGAUUGUAGGCAGUGGCAUUCUAAU
Messenger RNA from Xenopus tropicalis (tropical clawed frog), 804 nucleotides. It is a transcript of the gene rnf7, whose product is annotated as ring finger protein 7. Gene Ontology annotation, molecular function: ubiquitin protein ligase activity; NEDD8 ligase activity; zinc ion binding. Lineage: Eukaryota; Metazoa; Chordata; Amphibia; Anura; Pipidae. The coding region runs from base 40 to 339 and encodes 99 amino acids. The record is from RefSeq and is marked validated. The transcript has 3 exons. Gene Ontology annotation, cellular component: cytoplasm; nucleus; Cul5-RING ubiquitin ligase complex. Gene Ontology annotation, biological process: intracellular signal transduction; proteasome-mediated ubiquitin-dependent protein catabolic process.